Messenger RNA from Manis javanica (Malayan pangolin), 917 nucleotides. RefSeq names its product leptin (gene LEP). Lineage: Eukaryota; Metazoa; Chordata; Mammalia; Pholidota; Manidae. The record is from RefSeq and is a predicted model, not a curated record. Gene Ontology annotation, cellular component: extracellular region. Gene Ontology annotation, molecular function: peptide hormone receptor binding; hormone activity. Gene Ontology annotation, biological process: negative regulation of appetite by leptin-mediated signaling pathway; response to insulin; positive regulation of phosphatidylinositol 3-kinase/protein kinase B signal transduction.
GCCGCGCCGAGCCCCGGGCGGGACCUCGAGAAUCUCCUGCCCGGCCGGCCGCUCCCGACCUUGCGGGCGGGACCCGAAGGUGGGCGCGUGGCUCCGGGGAAGCGGGUCCUUCCUCGAGGCUCCGGAGCGCGGCCGCGCGGUUCGACGCUGCCCGGCAGGGCGGGGCGGGAACUGGCGCUGGGGGAGCGCCGGGCAGUUGCGCAAGUUGUGCUCGGGCGGCUAUAAGAGCAGCGGGCAGGCAUGGAGCCCCGGAGGAAUCGGAGGAAUCGCGGUGCGAGCAGCUGCGAGGCACAAGAAGACCAUCCUGGGAAGGAAGAUGCAUUGUGGACCCCUGUGGCAAUUCCUGUGGCUUUGGCCCUAUCUCUCCUACAUUGAAACUGUACCCAUCCAGAAAGUCCAGGAUGACACCAAAACCCUCAUCAAGACAAUUGUCACCAGGAUCAGUGACAUUUCACACAUGCAGUUGGUUUCCUCCAAACAGCGUGUCACCGGUUUGGACUUUAUUCCUGGGCUCCACCCUGUCCUGAGUUUGUCCAAGAUGGACCAGACAUUGGCAGUCUACCAACAGAUCCUCACCCGUCUGCCUUCCAGAAAUGUAAUCCAAAUAUCUAAUGACCUGGAGAACCUCCGGGACCUUCUCCACCUGAUGGCCUUCUCCAAGAGCUGUCCCUUGCCCAGGGCCAGGGGCCUGGGGACCUUGGAGAACCUGGGUGGCAUCCUGGAAGCUUCACUGUACUCCACAGAGGUGGUGGCCCUGAGCAGGCUGCAGGCGUCACUGCAGGACAUGCUGCGGCAGCUGGACCUCAGCCCUGGGUGCUGAAGCCUUGGGGCCUCUCUUCCCAAAGUGUCUCCAUGAGAAGAGAGCCUGUGUGGAUACCGUUUAUUGGGCUUCCGCCCACCUCUCUCACUCCUCUAAG